AUGAUGCUGGAACAGGCACAGAUGAAAAUGACUCGAAUAAACUGAACGGAGGUACACAGACAGCAUAUGAGAAUGAGGAAUCGCCUACAUACGAAAAUCCAGCUUUCGAACCCGAUAUCGAGACACAUUUGGACGAGGAUUUGACGAAAAAGAAUGGUUCUGCAAAAACAAAGCAUGGUCAUGAUGACGAUUCUUAUGAACAUAUUCAAGCUCCAGCUGCGAAGACCAACGGUGACGCCAUGGUGGUCGAACAGGAGAACGAAAAGGACAAUGACAACACCGAGGACGACGAUGAUAACUUACAGUAUAGAGCUUGGAAGGCAAUCUACCAUUACACAGAUGGUAUAACACACACAUACAGUGAUAACAAAACCACGGUAAAGCUGUCGAUGCUCGUCGUCCUCCUCCUCGGCUACGCGGCCUACCUCAUCUACGCCUGCAUCCACGAUUUCGAUGAGGCUUUCGUCAUCCUAAUCAUCACAGGCCUCGUCGUGUUCGUCUACGGGUACAUCCUGGUCAGGGACACCGUCGGAGAUCGGAUAUACGAGAAGGCUAUGAUGCCGAUAGGAAAACAGAUUGAAAAGUCUUGGAUUUACAUAAAGUGGUAAGGGUCAGGGGAAACAUUUCAAUAAUUUGUAAUUUUAGUGAGUUUUUUGGGGGGAGAGGAUAUUCUGAUAACUACUGUAUUCACAUGACUACAGUUUCGUAUGGUUGUUAUAUAAUCUCGAUAUUUUUAGGCCUAAUAGUAAUAGUAGGCCCUAUAUCCCCUUUUUUCACUAGUUGCAUUGACGCCCACUGGCGACAAUGCAUUGUUCUUGUUCCGUAUUCCUAUUCCGUCGUCUUCUUCUUCUUUGCAUUGACGCCCACUGGCGACAAUGCAUUGUUCUUGUUCCGUAUUCCUAUUCCGUCGUCUUCUUCUUUGCAUUGACGCCCACUGGCGACAAUGCAUUGUUCUUGUUCCGUAUUCCUAUUCCGUCGUCUUCUUCUUUGCAUUGACGCCCAAUGGCGACAAUGCAUUGUUCUUGUUCCGUAUUCCUAUUCCGUCGUCUUCUUCUUCUUCCACAAAAUCCCAUUUGUUUAACACAUGGUUUUUGUUAGCUCUACCCUGGCUCCGUCCCUUAUCCAAAUUCAUCCAAACUUUGUAGACAUGUUGUCCAGCAUCCCUAGUUGUGCACCUCGUCUUCCAUUUUCCAAAAUCACUCAUGCAUGACCAAUAAGGCGCCAUUUUGUAAAUUUCAAGUCCAUUUGCAUACCAUUACGUAUCUCGUCUUAACUCCCGCAUCCUGCAUGCUACAGACUUCUAACAAAUUGCUAUAGACAGUCAAAGAGUUGCUUCAUCAUUUGCGACGUAUAACCUGACCUUCAAAAUGCCAUCUUCAUGCCCUAAAUUCAAAUCCGAAAUAGCCUUCCUUCAAAAACUUCAUAUUUAUUGAAACGUAAAGUCAAAUAAUCGUAAAAUGGCCAUAACUUUCUUGUUUUUAUUCAAUUCGAGCUCAUAUGAUUAGGAAUUGAUACUGGCAAAAUAUCAUACAAACGAGUCAGUUUUCACGCAUCAUUGACCUUUCGUUACUGAAAUAGCGCCCUCUAAAGUUUCAAAAACGCUUACCUUUGAAUGCUCCUCAUUGUGUCAUGCAUGGCCAAACCCGUACCCUUUUUUAGAUUUAGGGUGUUCAAGAAAUGCCCUUUCAUGCCAUUUAGAAAAAUAUAUACCUUACCGCUGACGAAAUAUCUGAAAAAUGCUCCCGAAAAUCAGCAAAAUACGCAAAAAUGCACUAUAAUGCCAGCACAACUUCAACUUGCUCUUAUUUCCUUAUUAUUGAAGUUUAUCCUUUCUAACUUGGCAGAUAUGAGUAUUGAUAUAUACUUUAACCGUUCGUCAACCUUUUGUGACAGAAACUGACAUAGAGCUGACGUCAGCUUAAAAUUAUUGUGCAGAACUGUCAUUUUUAAUGUCUUUCUUUAUAUGGCAUUUACUUCCGGUCUAUUGCUUGCGCACAAAUAAAAGUGGUAUCAAUGUCACCGCAUUGGAAUGCUCUAUCCAGUGAUACCAAAUACGACAUAGGUUACAACAGAAAAUUUCAAGAUAAGCCAAUCUGAACACAUGGUAUACUACUCACAAUGCACACAUUAUCAAUAAUAGAAUUGUAUACAAUGUCUAUGGCAUAACGUAUUAUGCAUGAUCAUCGUUCUGAUACGUACUUUACACUGAGUUACGUUAAUGAACUGUCAGGGAAACUUAUAUGCUUGUUCAUAUCACUCUCAGCGGCCAUAUGGUCUAAAAAUGGACGAAAUCUGUUUGACUCGAGAAUGUAACUUCCUAUGGAGGGCAAAAUGUACCAAAAUCCACUUUGAUUAACAUGUAAUUUGUGUUAGUCCUCCCGUGCCUCCGCUCCUCAUCCAAAUUCAUUCCGAUUUGGUAAACAUGAUGUCCAUGAUGCAUUAUUGUGUACCUCUUAUUUCAUUUUCAAAAAUCAUUCAUGCAUGACAGUGCAUGCGCCAUUUUGAGUGAGUGACAUCAUCAUCUCUCUCAUUUGGAUGUAACUGGCUCGUUAAUAUAUAACUAUUUUGUUAAAAAUAAGCGAAACUUUGAAAUGUCAUAACUUUCUUAUUUUACAUCCGAUUUUGAUGGAAUUUUCAGCAUUGCGCUUGUCUGAUUUUUCCCUAUUGAUUUAAAUCAACAUAUUUCUGAGGUAGACUUGACCUUUCAAUCAGACGCGUCAAUGCAUGCACAUCGUUCUGAAACGAUUGCAGUUCUAGUCUUCUUUGCAUUGACGCCCAACGGCGACAAUGCAUUGUUCUUGUUCCGUAUUCCUAUUCCGUCGUCUUCUUCUUCUUCUUCUUCUUCUUCUUCUUCCACAAAAUCCCAUUUGUUUAACACAUGGUGUUUGUUAGCUCUGCCCUGGCUCCGUCCCUCAUCCAAAUUCAUCCAAACUUGGUAGACAUGUUGUCCAGCAUCCUUAGUUGUGCCCUUCGUCUUCCUUUUUUCAAAAUCACUCAUGCAUGACCAUCUAGGCGCCAUUUUGUAAAUUUCAAGUCCAUUUGCAUACCAUUACUAAUCUCGUCCUAACUCCCGCAUCCUGCAUUCUACAGACUUCUAACAAAUUGCUAUAGAUAGUCAAAGAGUUGCCCCAUCAUUUGCGACGCAUAACUUGACCUUCAAAAUGCAAUCUUCAUGCCCUAAAUUCAAAUCCGAAAUAGCCUUCCUUCAAAAACGUCAUAUUUAUUGAAAUGUAAAGUAAAAAAAUCGUAAAAUGGCCAUAACUUUCUUGUUUUUAUUCAUUUCGAGCUCAUAUUUUAAGGAAUUGAUACUGGUACCAUAUCAUACAUAGGAAUUAGUUUUCACGCAUCACUGAAUUUCCGUUACUGAAAUAGCGCCCUCUAAAGUUUCAAAAACGCUUAUCUUUGAAUGCUCCUCAUUGCGUCAUGCAUGGCCAAACCCGUACCCUUUUUUAGAUUUAGGGUGUUCAAGAUAUGCCCUUUCAUGCCAUUUAG
Molecule: messenger RNA, 3492 nt
Organism: Lytechinus pictus (painted urchin)
Lineage: Eukaryota; Metazoa; Echinodermata; Echinoidea; Temnopleuroida; Toxopneustidae
Product: solute carrier family 28 member 3-like
Exons: 4
Coding region: 240-608 (122 amino acids)
Biological process (GO): nucleoside transmembrane transport
Cellular component (GO): plasma membrane
Molecular function (GO): nucleoside:sodium symporter activity
Source: RefSeq, a predicted model, not a curated record